UUGAUGACUAGUUGACUUCUUCAACAGAAAACAGUAAGCAAAUAUCAUUAAUAAUUGUAUAAACUAUUCAUUUUCAGCUUAAGUUUGUAAAGAGAGUGAAGCUUCUUUCUUUUGAACCAAUGAUGUCAAAGACAACUGUAUAUGCAUUAGCCAUUUGUUUUAGUACCUUUUUCAUUGCUUUGUCCUUUGGGCAAACUCCAAGCUUGGAAGUUGAAGUUGCUGCUUUGAAAGCUUUCAAGAAUUCAAUCUCUGAUGACCCUUUUGGUGCACUUGUGGAUUGGACCGAUGCAAAUCACAAUUGCAACUGGUCUGGAAUCAUAUGUGAUCCUUCUUCAAACCAUGUCAUCAACAUUUCGCUUGUUGGGAUGCAGCUCAAAGGCGAGAUUUCUCCGUUUCUAGGAAACCUCUCCAAACUCCAGGUUCUUGAUCUAACUUUGAAUUCAUUUACUGGAAAUAUCCCAGCCAAGCUGGGGUAUUGCACUGAGCUGGUUCAGCUCAUUCUUUACCGAAACUUUCUUUCUGGUGAAAUUCCUACCGAGCUAGGAAACCUCAAAAACCUGCAAUUAUUAAAUUUUGGAAAUAACUCUUUGAGUGGAAGAAUACCUGAGAGUAUAUGCAACUGCACUGAAUUGCUGUUAGUAAGCCUCAUCAACAACAGCCUCACAGGCAAAUUACCGUCUGAAAUUGGUAAUUUGGCCAAUCUUCAAUUGUUUGAAGCUUAUAGAAACAAUUUGGUUGGUUCUAUUCCAACCUCCAUUGGAAUGCUGACAGCUCUGCAAACCCUUGAUCUGAGCUCAAACCAGUUUUCUGGACCUAUACCACCAGAAAUUGGCAACUUGUCAAGUUUAGAAUUUCUUCAGUUGCAUCACAACUUUCUUUCUGGGAAAAUACCAUCUGAACUUGGCCUCUGUAUCAAUCUUGUUAUCUUGGACAUGUAUAAUAACCAAUUCACUGGAGGCGUACCUCCUGAGCUAGGAAAUUUAGAAAAUUUGCACAGGCUCAGAUUGUAUAACAAUAAGUUGAACUCCAGUAUACCUGCCUCAUUGUUCCACCUGAAGUCAUUAACUCAUUUAGGACUCUCACAUAAUGAGCAAACUGGUAAAAUUCCUCCUGAGUUUGGAUCUUUAAUGUCACUACAAGUGCUUACCCUCCACUCAAAUAGGUUGUAUGGGGAAAUUCCAUCAACUUUGACAAACCUGGCAAACUUGACAUAUUUGUCUUUGAGCUUUAAUUUAUUGACAGGAUCACUUCCACCGGAACUUGGGUUACUCUAUAAUCUGAAGAAUCUAACUGCAAGUAAUAACCUCCUAGAGGGACCUAUUCCAUCUAGCAUAACAAAUUGUUCUCAUCUUCGUGUUUUAACCCUCACCUUUAAUAGAAUAACAGGUAAAAUACCAAAUGGGUUGGGGAAGUUGUCCAAUCUUACAUUUUUGUCUUUGGGAUCAAACAAAAUGUUGGGGGAGAUUCCUGAUGAUCUCUUCAACUGUUCAAUGCUUGAAGUUCUAGAUCUGAGUGGUAAUAAUUUUAGCGGGAAACUCAAAACGAUGAUUGGCAGACUCUCUAAACUUCGAGUUCUAAGAGCCCAUAGUAAUUCAUUUCUUGGGCCAAUCCCACCAGAGAUUGGUAAACUGAGUCAACUGAUAGAUUUAGUGCUUCACAAAAACAGUUUCUCAGGUGUGAUACCACCAGAAGUUUCAAAGCUUUCAAACCUCCAGGGCCUUUCUCUGUCAGACAAUAAGCUGGAAGGUGAACUUCCUGUGCAACUUUUUGAGCUUACACGCCUCUAUGAACUCCUGCUGCAGAACAAUAAUUUCUUCGGUCCAAUCCCCAAUCAGAUAUCCAAAUUAGAAUCACUUUCACUCCUGGACCUGAGUGGAAAUAAGCUUAAUGGUACAAUCCCAGAGAGCAUGGUGAGCCUCCGCAGACUGACGACCUUAGAUGUUUCACACAACCUUCUAACCGGAACUCUUUCCAGAGCAGUACUUGCCAGCAUGAGAAGUAUGCAAUUUUACUUGAACGUUUCCAGCAACUUGUUGGAUGGAGAGAUCCCAUAUGAGAUUGGCAUGUUAGAAAUGGUUCAAGGGAUUGAUAUGUCAAACAACAAUCUAUCAGGAAACAUUCCCAGAUCCCUAGGACUCUGCAAAAACUUAUUCUCACUGGACCUAUCAGGAAACAUGCUGUCUGGUCCUGCUCCAGGCGAAACUCUGACCAAAUUAAGUGAACUAGUAUUCUUGAACCUCUCAAGGAACAGAUUAGAAGGCAAACUUCCUGACAUGGAAGGAUUGCCACAUCUUCGCUCACUUGAUCUUUCACAAAACAAGUUCAAGGGAAUCAUUCCUGAGAGAUUUGCCAAUAUGCCUGCAUUAAUAUAUCUCAACCUUUCUUUUAACCAGCUUGAAGGUCACAUUCCAAAGGGGGGUGUAUUCGACAACUUAAGGUCAGCAGAUUUACAGGGAAAUCCAUCUCUAUGUGGAACAGAGUUUCUCAGUCCAUGCAGCAUCAAAAGAAACCAAACAAGUUCUCAUGGGUUUUCCAAGAAAACCUGGAUCAUACUUGGGCCUGUUUUGGUUCUCAUUCUUCAUGUGGUGGGAAUAUUUUUGUGUCAUCUGUACAUGAAGAAGCAAAAAGUGAAAGACACGGAGGAUAUAAUUCCAAAUUAUACCUCAGCACUUAGCCUCCAGAGAUUUUAUCAAAAGGAUUUGGAACAUGCUACUGAUAAUUUCAGUCCACAAAACAUUAUUGGAGCCAGCAGUUUAAGUAAUGUGUACAAAGGAACACUGGAAGGUGGGAAGAUUGUAGCAGUUAAGAAACUGAAUCUCCAGUUCUCAGCAGAAAUUCGUAAAUGCUUUGAUAGGGAGGUCAAGACUCUGAGCCAACUCAAACACAGGAACCUGGUUAAGGUGCUCGGUUAUGCUUGGGAAAGCAAGAAGCUAAUGGCUGUAAUUUUAGAAUACAUGGAGAAUGGGAACUUGGACAGUUUUAUUUAUGGUCAAAUGGCAGAUGAAUGGACAUUGUCCAAUAGGAUUGACAUUUUAGUUUCAGUAGCAAGUGGGCUGUCAUACCUGCAUUCAGGAUAUGAUUUUCCAAUAGUGCACUGUGACUUGAAGCCUUCAAAUAUUCUUUUGGAUAAAAAUAUGGAAGCACAUGUGAGUGACUUUGGGACAGCUAGGAUGUUGGGUAUUCAUCACCAAGACGGGAGCAGCAUAUCAUCAGCAUCCACAUUUGAAGGAACUAUUGGUUACAUGGCACCAGAGUUUGCAUAUAUGAGGAAAGUGACCACAAAAGUAGAUGUAUUCAGCUUUGGUGUAAUUGUGAUGGAGAUCAUUACAAAAAGAAGGCCAACAAGUCUAACAGGUGCAGAUAAAUUACCAAUGACUUUGAAUCAAGUUGUUCAGAAUGCCCUUGCGAAUGGCAUAAGCAAGCUGGUCCAGAUUGUGGAUCCUAAUUUAGCUUCACAUGUCUCCAAGAACCAGGAGAUAGUAGAGGGACUUCUUAACUUGGCUUUAUCCUGCAGCUCUCCGGAUCCUGAAGAUAGACCUGACAUGGAACAAGUUCUGUCUUCUCUUUCAAAGCUAAGUAAGAUGGAGAGCAUGCAUUCACACGCUUGUUUGGCAUCAUCAUUCUUAAUAUGAACCACCACCAAGUUUCCCUCGGUGGCCAAUGGAACUAGUCCACAACUGAAAAUGU
Messenger RNA from Solanum stenotomum, 3687 nucleotides. Its product is annotated as LRR receptor-like serine/threonine-protein kinase FLS2. Gene Ontology annotation, cellular component: plasma membrane. Gene Ontology annotation, molecular function: ATP binding; protein kinase activity; protein binding. The record is from RefSeq and is a predicted model, not a curated record. Gene Ontology annotation, biological process: hormone-mediated signaling pathway; protein phosphorylation. Bases 120 to 3632 code for a protein of 1170 amino acids. Lineage: Eukaryota; Viridiplantae; Streptophyta; Magnoliopsida; Solanales; Solanaceae. The transcript has 2 exons.